GACAACUACGAGCCAAGUUCUCUUUCAAGAUCCCCGGGACAGGUUUAUUCUAGAUCGUGAAAAUGUCAAGAUUUCAAAUCUGUAAUAAAAAUAUACUUUUAUCAAAAGGCCUAAACUUGAAAGUUCACACAGACAUGCAACAAACUUUUUGGAGGAGGUGGAUCUAAGCUUUGAUAAAGCUCGCCAUCGCAACCCCACUCCUAAUUUUCCCCCGCGGGAAUCUGACAAGCCUUCCAAUUGACUAUCACAAACAUGGCAGUUCGAUCACGGAUUACUCUCGCAGCUCGCAGAGCUCGAGUAUCAUCAGCAUCAUCUUCUUGCUCAAAGAUAAGAUCAUUACGACCAUUGGUCCAAACUAGACUGCAAAGUACUGCGACUACAGAGGGCAGUGAAGGAGUAGCCAAAGGAACGACUGGUACAUCGAAGGCUAUAAAAUUUACAUCCGAAACAUAUCCUGAUAUAAAACGAGACUCGAGAUUCGCAAAAAUAUCUGAGGAGAAUGUGAAGUUUUUCAAGGAUUUACUGGAGAAGGAAUCUGCGGUUAUUGAUGGAGUCACGAAGGAUGCUACAGAUGAUAUUGAGCCUUUCAAUGGAGAUUGGAUGCGCAAAUAUAGGGGUCAUACAAGUUUAGUUUUGAAGCCUGGAUCUACGGAGGAAGUGAGCGAGAUUUUAAAAUACUGCAAUGAUAAUAUGUUGGCAGUUGUGCCACAAGGUGGGAACACUGGGCUUGUAGGAGGAUCAGUUCCUGUAUUUGAUGAGAUCGUGAUCAAUAUGAGCCGAAUGAAUCAAAUUCGAUCAUUUGAUGAGGUUUCAGGUACUCUCGUUGUAGAUGCCGGUGUUGUUCUGGAAGUUGCCGACAAUUAUUUGGCAGAGCGCAAACAUAUAUUCCCAUUGGACCUAGGCGCAAAAGGAUCAUGUCAUAUUGGAGGUAAUGUUGCUACAAAUGCUGGAGGCUUGAGGUUGUUACGAUAUGGAAGUUUACACGGAAAUGUUCUUGGUAUCGAAGCAGUCCUACCAGACGGAACAAUUGUUGAUGACCUUUCCAAAUUACGGAAAAACAAUACCGGUUAUGAUCUGAAACAACUGUUUAUCGGUGGUGAGGGUACAAUCGGUAUAAUUACCGGAAUAUCAAUCCUCUGUCCUCAACGAUCAAGCGCUACCAAUGUUGCAUUCUUCGGUCUUGAAUCCUUCGAAAAAGUACAAGAAGCUUUCAAAGAAGCCAAAGGUCAACUUUCCGAGAUCCUUUCUGCCUUUGAACUCAUGGACAGCCACAGCCAAGAUUUGGUUCAAAGAGUAACUAAAAACAAAAGACCAUUGGAAGGUGAGUAUCCUUUCUACUGUCUUAUCGAAACAAGUGGUUCCAACUCCGAACAUGACCAAGAGAAAUUGAAUAAUUUCCUCGAAUAUGUUAUGGAGAAAGAAAUUGUUUCUGAUGGUACCUUGGCCGAGAACGCAACACAAAUUAAAGAUCUUUGGGGCUGGAGAGAAGGUAUUCCCGAAUGUCUCGGCCACUGGGGUGGUGUCUAUAAAUACGACCUCUCUAUUCCUCUGAAAGAACUCUACCAACUCGUCGAAGACGUACGAGAAAAAAUCACUGAAGCUGGUCUCAUUGGCGAUACCGAGGAUCACCCAGUCGUAGGUGUAGUAGGUUACGGACACAUGGGAGAUUCAAAUCUGCAUCUCAAUGUAGCAACACGAAGCUAUGAUAAGAGAGUUGAGCAAGCAUUAGAACCAUUUGUAUACGAAUGGGUUUCAAAGAGAAAUGGGAGCAUUAGUGCCGAGCAUGGACUAGGUUUGGCGAAGAAGAAUUACAUUGGAUAUAGUAGGAGUGCGAUAAUGAUUGAACUGAUGAAGGGAAUCAAGAACCUUUAUGAUCCAGUAGGCUUUCCAAUCCUAUCCUUUCGUGGAAUAAUUUGGCAUGUAGAGAUGUACUAACGUGUGAUAGAAUGGGAUUAUGAAUCCAUAUAAAUAUAUUUGAAGGGAAAUAGAGACAUUGCAGUUGUAGCCUAGGAAUACCACAUGUUCAUAUGUGGUUUGGAUAUCGUUUCGGGGAUAGGAAGGAGAAUGAAUAGAUGAAGGAAAGUUUGUAAAUACUAUCUAUUAAAAAUACUCAGAGUAUAGUAACUCCACACAC
Molecule: messenger RNA, 2134 nt
Organism: Sclerotinia trifoliorum
Lineage: Eukaryota; Fungi; Ascomycota; Leotiomycetes; Helotiales; Sclerotiniaceae
Source: the annotation of a GenBank genome assembly